AUGGAUCAAUUUAAUACAUUCAUUGAAACAUGGAUGAGUCCUAUUAUUGAUAUAUUAGAACAAGGAUUAAUUAAUAUUGCAAUCAAAAAUGAUGAUGAAAGAUUUUGGACAGUAUCACCAAGAGAAAAUGUUCAUCAAUUACUCUUUGCAAUUCCAUUUUGUUUAGUUGAUUUAAUUCUAUGUUAUUUAAUAUUUCCUAAAACAUCUACAGUACACAAAAAUGAAAAGAAAUGGUAUUAUAAUAUUCUUGGUUGCCUUUGUAUAUUUUUCUUUAUAAUGCAACUUAUUUACAAAUAUUUAAGAGGUGUUAUUGUUUCAAUAUUUAUGCCAUGUCAUUGUGUACUUCUUGUUCAGUCAAUAGUUUUGUUCUUCUAUCCACAACACACACCAUUUCUAUAUUAUUGCUCAUGUCUUCCUGCUGUAGCAUUAAUUUUUCCUGACACAAAAAAGAAUAUAUUGUUCUUUGAAAAACCAAUGUAUUUUAUUCAACAUACUUUUCAAUUUUUAAUGCCAAUUGUUUUUAAUGUAACUAAUACUCGUCCAACAAUUAGACAAUUCUUUGGUUAUUAUUUCUUUGGUGUAUUUUUAUUCCUUCUAUUAGCUUUUUAUGUUAUGGUUCCUUUUUCAUAUGCAACUGGAUUAAAUUUGUCAUUUAUGUUAUAUUACCCACAUUCUUCACCUUGGAAAGGAGAGCGUUAUCGUUUAAAUGCAAUGUUAUUUGUUCAUUAUUUAGGAUGGAUAUUUGGAUUUGUUGUUUAUUAUUUACAUGUACUUUUCCAAUGGUUUAUUCAAAAAGUUUUAAUGUUAUCUAAAUCAACUCAAGGGUAUAAGAAAGAGGAAUAA
Molecule: messenger RNA, 843 nt
Organism: Entamoeba nuttalli P19
Lineage: Eukaryota; Evosea; Mastigamoebida; Endamoebidae
Exons: 2
Coding region: 1-843 (280 amino acids)
Source: RefSeq, a predicted model, not a curated record